AUGUUGCUUUUGGGUCGUUUUACCUCAUUUGUGGCCGCGGUCGCUGCACUGCAAAACCCACAUCUUAAGGCUGCAUCUUUUAAACGUCCGAAGGCUUUGCACGAGCAAGAAGCUUGCCUCGGUCGGCCUGAAUAUCAGUAUCUCAAUGAGAACACAGAAAAAUUCCUUGUGAAUGGUAGUCAUUUCCCUCGAGUUCCUUUCGACAUCGGUGAAAGCUAUUCUGGUCUUUUGUCCAACGCGCCUCAUGGGAAUUCGAGCUUGUUCUUCUGGUUCUUCCCCUCUACCAACCCAGCGGCGAACAAGGAGCUUACCAUCUGGCUCAAUGGAGGUCCCGGGUGCAGUUCGCUUGAUGGCCUGUUGCAAGAAAACGGCCCUUUCCUAUGGCAGCCGGGAGUCUAUGAGCCGGUACGAAACCCCUACUCAUGGACCAACUUGACAAACAUUGUCUACAUUGAUCAGCCUGCUGGCACUGGCCUUUCUCCAGGUCCGGCCACCGUUCAGGAUGAGAUCGAUGUUUCAAACCAAUUCAAUGACUUCUGGCAGCGCUUUAUUCAAACCUUCAGUAUGCAGGGCUACAAGAUUUACAUUACUGGAGAGAGCUAUGCUGGGCAAUACAUUCCGUAUCUGGCGGACGCGAUGUUAAACCGCGAAGAUACCACCCAUUUCAACCUCAAGGGUAUCCAACUGAUUGACCCUUUGAUCAACGACGAAGAUGUUAUGAUAUAUGCCCCAGCAGUAGCAGCACUGAACCAUUACUCUGCCAUCUUUGCACUGAACGACACUUUCAUGUCAGAAAUUAACCAACGCGCCGACCAAUGCGGCUAUACAAAAUUCUUGGAGAGAGCUCUCACUUACCCACCGCCACAGCCAUUCCCGGUAGCACCAGACCCUUAUAAGCCCGGUUGCGAUGUAUGGAAUCAAAUUGUGAAAGCAGCAACUUACGUUAACCCGUGCUUCAACGUGUAUCACUUAACAGACUUUUGUCCAUUCCUAUGGAACCAAAUGGGCUUCCCCUCGCUAGCCGGCGGACCCCACAACUACUUCAAUGAGUCCGCUGUCCAGGAAGCCCUCCAUAUUCCGCCCACCAACUAUGCCGUCUGCAAUGGCCAGAUCUUCCCAAACGGCGAUGGAUCAGUCCCCAGUGCUUUUGGCCCGCUACCCAGAGUGAUCGAGCGCACAAACAAUGUUAUCAUCGCUCAUGGGUGGUUGGAUUACUUACUCUUCAUCAAUGGCUCUCUCGCUACUAUCCAAAAUAUGACCUGGAACGGAGGACAGGGCUUCAACAAAACGCCUAUUGAAUCACCCUCGAACGAACUUUUCGUACCCUAUACAGAUGCUUUGAACGCCAUUGCAAACCACGCUUCGAGUCGGCCUUGGACUGCUGAUGCCGGUGGUGGUAUUCUGGGAACUGCUCAUCACGAACGAGGUCUCACGUUCAGCACGGUCUAUGCCGCUGGUCAUGAGAUCCCACAGUACGUCCCUGGUGCGGCUUAUAGACAGUUGGAGUUCUUGCUGGGGAGGAUUAAGAACCUGCAACAGGGAGGAUCUUUUACGACUCUGUGA
Messenger RNA from Penicillium paradoxum, 1563 nucleotides. RefSeq lists its product as uncharacterized. The record is from RefSeq and is a predicted model, not a curated record. Gene Ontology annotation, biological process: proteolysis. Bases 1 to 1563 code for a protein of 520 amino acids. The transcript has 4 exons. Gene Ontology annotation, molecular function: serine-type carboxypeptidase activity. NCBI's taxonomy places the organism in Eukaryota, Fungi, Ascomycota, Eurotiomycetes, Eurotiales, Aspergillaceae.